ACAGCUGUUUUGCUAUCAGUUUUUUUUACCAAAAGUUUUUGUCUGCGUAAUGUAAAUUGUAAUGCGGAAUUAGAAGGCCUGUGCCCACAAAGCGGAAGACCGGCACCCGGAACCCGGCCCCUGGACCCCUUGGAACCACCUGGAACCAGGAACACACGAUGAGCGAUGCGGCCUACCAGGGAUUCUACGGCAACCAGCUGCACUUGCUCCCGCUGUCGCAUUCGCAUCCUGCGCAUCCGCCCCACCAGCACCAGGAUCUGUCGCUCUCCACGCCGGUCCACUCCCUGGAGCAGGACUCCACCUUCGGCUUCUUCGACGACGAGCUGGUCAUCGGGUCGGGAACCGGAUCUUCCUGCACCCCGGCUGCCAAUACCACCGCCUCCGGAACCUCGGUGUGGCUGCCCGAUGGCGCCCUCCGUUCUCCAGAAGCGGCGGCGGUGGACGCGCAGCCCAACCUGGGCAUUCCCUUUGUCCAGAUCCACACCACAGACCUGCAGCAGCAGCCGGAGAAGAGCUACCGCAAUGCCUUUCGCCGGCGCACCGCGGAAAUCAAGUCGGAGGCGGAACUGAUCAAGUCGGAGCUGGCGGAGGCGGCGGCCAAGGAGCGGCUAAAUGCCACGCCCACGCCACCCACCCGAAACUCCAGCUGCGCCAGUGUGGAGGGCAAGGCUAUGGUCCAGGACAAUCCGCCUCUGAUCCUGCGCUGUCCCAACUGCCCGUUCCUGAGCCUCUGCCAGGUGCGCCUCCAACAACAUCUUCACCUGGCCAACUGCUACAUGGAGCAGCAGAGGAGACAGUGCCCAGGCUGCGCGAACAUCUUCUACAGCAGUGAGUCGCUCACGGUGCACCUCAGCUUGGACCACCAAAUGGAGGACAACGAGGCUCUGGCUCUAGUGAGCGGGAAAAACACCGAAGCGCCGACUAAAAAGCAGACACAGAUGCCACAGAAUCAAAACAGACCCAAGAGUCGCAUCUUCAUAAAAAGCGUGGACUGCCUGCGGGAGCCUCUGCCGGAUUUCCCGCCUCUAAUGCCGGACAGCGGGUCCACGGGUAACAUCCUGGACCUACUGGAGGGAGUGGCGGUGGGUGCAUCUCCCAGUGAACAGACCAUGCCACCAGCUCCUGCUGCCAGUGUACCCGCUCCGCCGCCAAAGUCCAGCCAGAAGAUCUCCAUCAAGAGCGUGGACGUUCUCAGGGAGCCCGCCCUGCUGCCAUUCGACUUCCAGCUGCAGAAUCAUCCGCUCAUCACGGACAACAGCCUCCUCGAUGUUCCUGUCGUGGGCGUGGAGCCGGAGAAACCUCGUCAGCCGAAGAUUUACAUACGCAAUGUGGACAUCCUGAAGGAACCGAUGGUUCUGCCCUCCGCUCUGCCCAGCAUGGGCUUUGACGGGAGCAUGCCAGCAGCAGUAGACCCCGGACAAAUUGGACUAUCUGCAGGAGGAGAUGCUGACGUUUUCCAGACGGAUGCACUGCUUACGCCGACGUGCCCGCUGCCUGGAUUCGAGCCCAGCCUAGCUCCGCUGGCCCAGAUGUGUUCCGACGCCUUUCCGUUCGAUUCUGUGCUAAAUGGCAAUGCAGGACCUGUCUCCAGCCUCGAAAACACACGCUUCAGUGCCUUGGACCUAGAUUUUGGCGUGGAUUUCGUUUCGGAUGAGACCCCGCCGCCUUCAACACUUCAGCCUCCUCCUAAUGACCAACUGACGGCAAUGGACCCACAGCCUGUACAGCUGGAACAAUACUUGCCUCCUAGUGCUCCCAUCCCCACCAAGCAAAAAAUCUUUAUCAAAAACGUGGACAUUUUGAAGGCACCGCAGAGAGGUACCUUGCACCUUCGCACAGUAGACGAACUAAACUUGAUGAAUCGCACAGAAGUGGAACACUUGAUCGUACCCAACCUGGAACCGAUGGCCAUGACCAUGAUGGAACUGCCGCCCGUGGAGCAGACGCCUCUGGAGCCUGACCCCCAGCUGGAAGGGCCACCGCAAACGCUGGGCGAGUUUCAACCCUCGAUCAGCGGGAGUUGGCCCAGCGAGGAUGGUUAUGACCUGGCAGAGGACCUCGAGUGCUGGCCCUGGAUUGAGGAGGCUGUGCCAGAAGCUGGACUUGGGCUGCCUGCUCCCAGUGAAGUAAGCGAGGGUCCGCCACUCGAGGGUUUGGCGCAAGCUGCAGAGGACCUGCUGGACAAGGACUUUUCUCAGUCGUACGCCACACCAACGGAGGUAGCACCAAGUGCAGGAGAAGCAGCAAGCGGAGGAGGAGCAGUGCCACCUCUGGUCCCGGUAACGUCCUCUGGAGGGACAUCAGCCGUGGCUCAAAGCGGAACCGUAGGAAGCUUGCCUGUUCCGCCGCUGGUUCCAUUGGCAGCCGAGGUGACGGCUGCAGCCGAGAAGCCCGCCCGCAUCUAUGUGGCCAACAAUCUUCUUCCCACCGCCGUGGAUCCACCACUACUGGGGGGCGGCACCUCCGUCAGGGGACGUCCCUAUGGAGCCAAGCACUCUGGCGGAACGUCUGCCAAAAGGAAGCCUCCUCAGGGGCCCAACCAAGUGCCAGAGGGCGGCAAGUGCCUCGUGGAGGGCUGCAUGUUCCGCUUCAAGUCGCCCGCCACUCUGGAGUAUCACGGCAGGUGCCACAACGGACCCCUUAGCUCCACUCAACCGAUGGUGUGUCCGGAGUGCAAGUCCAGCAACUUCAGCAACUGGAACUGCCUACACACGCACCUGUGGCGCACGCACCAGAUUGACAUGGAGCUGUACUCCUGUCAGUUGUGCAGCUUCAAGACGCCCAUCUACUCACGCCUGGUGAACACCCACUCGAAGAUCCACUCGGAGGAGCGGAACUACAAGUGCGAGCAGUGCGGCAAGGGGUUCAAGAACACCAAGCAGCUGAAGAACCACCGUCGACUGCAUCGCACGCAGGGGCUGGGAAUGGGCAAACCGCCGAACGAACAGAGUUUCGCCGGCGGAGAAGCCAAUCCAGUUGUGAUGCAUCGCUGCGAGGACUGCGGAGCUGCCUUCAAGCAAAAAAAAACCCUGAGGGAGCACCUAUGCAAGGAGCGAAACGAGCAGCUGGAGUGUCCCGAGUGCCAGCGCGUCUUUGGCUCCAAGAGCAGUCUGCGACUGCACCUGCGAAGCCACCAGGACCAGAAGCGCUUCCGCUGCGAGGCCUGUGACUACGAGGCCAGCGACCACAACGCCUUCAGGCGCCACCUGGCCACGCACAAGGAGAGAAAGCGGUACUCCUGCCCCCACUGCGACUUCCGGGCCAUCCAGAGCACCGCCUUCCGGAUUCACCUCGAGAAGCGCCAUCCUGACCAGGAGCUGUCCAAUAUCAUCUACAAGUGCGACCAGUGCAGCUUCACCAGCAUCAAUCAAGGCCUGCUGCAGGUUCACCAGGCCAAGCAUGAAGCCACCAAUCCCAGUCAACCAUCAGCUCCAGCUCCAGUUGCUGCCCCGGUGGGAAGUCAAUCGCAGAUCAAGGUGGAGAGCAGUCUGGUGCUCGCACAUUCCAGUACAAACGUGGUGAAGGAGGUGGUCCUGGGUCACGCGAAAGUCCUGCAGGCUUCCUAGGGGCGAGGGCUUUCCUCUGUGAACCGAGUGCCGCGUAGUUUGUAACGAGUUUUAUACCAAAAUUGUACCAAUGUUACUAUUGUUAGGGGUGCAGGAGAGAUCAUUUUAAAGGAGAAAUUUGUAUUUUGUGCCAAAAUCAGCUUUCUUCAGCCUUCUCUGAAGAAGUGUAUCCUUUGCAGUGAUGUUCUAACUUCGGACUCCACCGAAGAUAUUUUCUUUGACUAUCGAUUUUUCUUUUUUUGUACAUGCUUACCGUAGCUGUUUAAGAAUCUGUUCUUGUACAUACGUAUGUAUAUAAAGGUUAAUUGGGAAAGGCUUUAUUAAACAUAACUACGUUUUCAUUCCCCUAGUGUAAAUAGCAAGCUCAAAAACGAAAUACAUUUACAAAUCUCAAA
Molecule: messenger RNA, 3961 nt
Organism: Drosophila biarmipes
Lineage: Eukaryota; Metazoa; Arthropoda; Insecta; Diptera; Drosophilidae
Exons: 4
Coding region: 159-3566 (1135 amino acids)
Biological process (GO): regulation of transcription by RNA polymerase II
Cellular component (GO): nucleus
Molecular function (GO): RNA polymerase II cis-regulatory region sequence-specific DNA binding; DNA-binding transcription factor activity, RNA polymerase II-specific
Source: RefSeq, a predicted model, not a curated record